CGGAAUAAUGCAUGGGUGGAAAUCGCAGAGACGCUAGAUUCCUCUCCAGAACACGUGAAGACACGGUGGAAAACCCUGCGGGACCGUUUCAAGAAAGAGGAGAAAAAAGAGAAAAUGACUGGAAAGCCGGCCACAUGGGUGUUCCAGAAGCCACUACGGUUUAUACAAACAGUGCCUAAAGAGCUGCGAACCUCUGAUGAUGGCACUAUCAAGGAUGAAGAUAACGGACAUAUCUCUCCUAUGGAAACGGCCAUCUCCUUCAUCAAGCAGGAGAUGAACAGAGCUGCAGAAGCGGCAGCAGAACCAUCGACUAGUGACGUUGUCGCCAACUCGCCGUCGUUGACGCCACUCUCCAAUCAGGAUCCCUGCGAACUGCCUCCACCAGAGAAGCGAGCCCGAUAUAGCCUUACAGAGCAGAUGCUCCCAAUACCUCCCACACGAUUUCUUGCUCCGCCCAUAUGGCAACGAGUUGAGGAUGAAGAAGAGGAGAUGUUUGGACAUUUAGUGGCGCUUCGACUCUCAAAACUCAGCACGAAAGCACGAGAACUGGCCAAGAUGCGGGUCUUGCAAGUGUUAUUCGAUGUGCAGUUUGGCGCUGGCGCUAAUCCCUCAUCAUGA
Cooperia oncophora is the source of this 618-nucleotide messenger RNA. The record is from the annotation of a GenBank genome assembly. NCBI's taxonomy places the organism in Eukaryota, Metazoa, Nematoda, Chromadorea, Rhabditida, Trichostrongylidae.